UUCUUCUUCUGCCUUUGGAGCAGCCAUGGCCGCAGAGGGGCGCCUGGGCCUCCCCUUCCCCGCCGCUUCUCUCGCUGCCGACCAAGGAGCCUUUUAAGAAGGCGAAGAAGACAAAGGAGGAGGAGGAGGAGGCGCUGGCUUCCCCGGUUGUUCUGGGCGGAAGUAUGAGAGGGCGGCCGAGGAGGGGCUGCGCCCAGCCUUCCUCGCGGCCAAGGCCCCCGGGACCCAGGGCGCCCCCGCCGCCGCCGCCGCCGCUUCCCCUCCGCCGGUGAGGGCCAGAGAGGGAAGAUGGGCGCCGUGCUCAGGAGCCUCCUCGUCUGCGGCUUCUGCUCCCUGGCCAGAGCUUCUCCACUGUUGCUGUAUGCAAAUCGGCGUGAUCUACGACUGGUGGAUGCUGCACAGGUGAAUGAGAAUGCUACAGUUGUGGUGGGUGGUUUGGAAGAUGCAGCUGCAGUGGACUUCAUCUUCAUCCAUGGCUUGAUAUACUGGAGUGAUGUGAGUGAAGAAGCCAUUAAACGAACAGAAUUCAACAAAACAGGGAGUGUACAAAAUGUGGUCAUCUCUGGACUGUUGUCACCUGAUGGGCUAGCUUGUGAUUGGCUGGGUGAGAAACUAUACUGGACAGAUUCAGAAACAAACCGGAUUGAAGUUUCAAAUUUAGAUGGAUCUCUGCGGAAAGUUUUAUUUUGGCAAGACUUGGAUCAACCCAGAGCAAUUGCCUUAGAUCCUACAAGAGGGUUCAUGUACUGGACAGAUUGGGGAGAAGUGCCAAAGAUAGAGCGUGCUGGGAUGGAUGGCUCAACCCGCUCAAUUAUUAUCACCGCAGACAUUUAUUGGCCAAAUGGGUUAACUUUAGAUUAUGAAGAACAGAAGCUCUACUGGGCAGAUGCAAAACUGAAUUUUAUUCACAGAUCAAAUCUGGAUGGAACUCAUCGGGAAGCUGUCAUUAAAGGAUCCCUUCCACACCCUUUUGCUCUGACAUUAUUUGGAGAUACAUUGUAUUGGACUGACUGGACAACUCGCUCUGUCUUGGCCUGCAAUAAAUAUACUGGGGAGAACUUGCGUGAAAUACAUUCAAACAUCUUUUCUCCAAUGGAUAUCCAUGUUUUCAACCAACAAAGGCAACCCAAUGCUACAAAUCCAUGCGGAACCAAUAAUGGUGGUUGCUCUCACUUGUGUUUGAUGUCUCCCGUGAAGCCUUCUUACCAGUGUGCAUGUCCCACAGGUGUGAAACUCCUUGAGAAUGAAAAGACCUGUAAAGAUGGUGCCAUGGAGUUGCUGCUGUUAGCCCGGAGGACUGAUCUGAGGCGGAUAUCCUUAGACACUCCCGAUUUCACCGAUAUUGUUUUGCAGUUGGAAGACAUUCGGCAUGCCAUUGCUAUUGAUUAUGAUCCUGUAGAAGGGUAUAUCUACUGGACAGAUGAUGAAGUGAGAGCCAUACGGCGCUCUUUCAUUGAUGGGUCAGCUAGCCAGUUUGUUGUGCAGGCACAAAUUGCACAUCCUGAUGGCAUUGCUGUUGAUUGGAUUGCUCGAAACCUUUAUUGGACUGAUACUGGUACGGACCGUAUUGAAGUUACAAGGCUUAAUGGAACUAUGAGGAAGAUCUUGAUCUCAGAAGACUUGGAAGAACCAAGAGCUAUAGUUCUGGAUCCUAUGAUUGGUUACAUGUAUUGGACUGACUGGGGAGAGAUUCCAAAGAUCGAAAGGGCAGCAUUAGAUGGCUCAGACAGAGUUGUACUGGUGAAUACUUCCCUUGGAUGGCCAAAUGGAUUGGCGCUGGAUUAUGAUGAAAACAAGAUAUACUGGGGAGAUGCCAAAACAGAUAAAAUUGAGGUGAUGAACACAGAUGGAACCAACAGGAGAGUCCUUGUGGAGGACAAGCUGCCUCAUAUCUUUGGCUUCACACUUUUGGGAGACUAUAUUUAUUGGACAGACUGGCAAAGGCGAAGCAUUGAGCGAGUUCAUAAACAGACAGCAGAAAGGGAAAUCAUUAUCGAUCAGUUACCAGACCUCAUGGGGCUGAAGGCUACAAAUGUCCAUCAGAUAAUUGGUUCAAAUCCCUGUGCAGAAUCCAAUGGGGGUUGCAGUCACCUUUGCCUGUACAGGCCUCAAGGUUUGCGCUGCGCCUGCCCCAUAGGUCUGGAGCUCAUAAGUGAUAUGAAGACCUGCAUAGUUCCAGAAGCGUUCUUGCUGUUUUCUCGUAGAGCUGAUAUCAGGAGAAUAUCUUUGGAAACUAACAACAAUAAUGUUGCCAUUCCACUCACAGGAGUGAAAGAAGCUUCUGCUCUAGAUUUUGAUGUGACUGACAAUCGCAUAUAUUGGACAGACAUUUCAUUAAAGACCAUCAGCAGAGCAUUCAUGAACGGAAGUGCCUUGGAGCAUGUAGUUGAGUUUGGCUUAGAUUACCCAGAAGGCAUGGCUGUGGAUUGGUUAGGAAAAAAUUUGUAUUGGGCUGAUACAGGAACAAAUCGUAUUGAAGUGUCCAAGUUAGAUGGGCAACAUCGCCAGGUUCUAGUGUGGAAGGAUCUGGAUAGUCCUCGGGCUUUGGCACUGGAUCCUGCUGAAGGGUUUAUGUAUUGGACAGAAUGGGGAGGCAAGCCAAAAAUAGACAGAGCUGCCAUGGAUGGUGGUGAACGCAGUACAUUGGUGCCAAAUGUGGGACGGGCUAAUGGACUGACAAUUGAUUAUGUUAAAAGAAGAUUAUACUGGACCGAUCUGGAUACUAACCUGAUUGAAUCAUCCAAUAUGCUAGGUCUUGACCGUGACGUUAUAGCAGAUGAUCUGCCUCAUCCAUUUGGUCUGACUCAAUAUCAGGAUUACAUCUAUUGGACAGACUGGAGCCGGCGUAGCAUUGAGCGUGCCAACAAAACCAGUGGCCAAAACAGAACUGUCAUCCAAAACCACUUGGAUUAUGUGAUGGAUAUCCUAGUCUUCCAUUCAUCCCGGCAAGCAGGCUGGAAUGAGUGUGCUUCCAGUAAUGGGCAUUGCUCCCAUCUCUGCUUGGCAGUGCCUGUUGGUGGUUUUGUUUGUGGAUGUCCAGCUCACUAUUCCUUGAACUCUGACAACAAAACAUGUAGCGCCCCUACAAGUUUUUUGCUGUUCAGUCAGAGAUGCAAUCAUCGUAUGGUGAUAGAUGACCAGCAGGUUCCAGAUAUCAUCUUCCAUCCACGCCUCAGAAAUGGGGCCAUUGACUAUGAACCACUAGACACGUUGUACUGGAUUGAUUCCAGACAGAAUGUUCAGAAGGCACAGGAGGAUGCAGGCAGCCAGAGCUUUACAGUUGUGAUGAGUCCAGUUCCAAAUCAGAACCUAGAUAUACAGCCUUAUGAUCUGAGCAUUGACAUCUACAGCCGCUACAUCUAUUGGACUUGUGAGGCUACAAAUGUAAUCAAUGUGACACGCCUAGAUGGGAAUCAGAUGGGAGUAGUGCUGAAAAGUGAUCAAGAUAGGCCCAGAGCCAUUGUUGUAAAUCCAGAAAAGGGGUACAUGUAUUUUACCAAUCUCCAGGAGAGGUCUCCUCCUAAAAUAGAAAGGGCAGCAUUAGACGGAACUGAACGUGAAGUCCUCUUUUCUAAUGGACUGAGCAAGCCUGUAGCCUUGGCAGUUGACAGCCAGCUAGGCAAGCUGUUCUGGGCAGAUUCUGACUUGCGGAGAAUUGAAAGCAGUGACCUUUCAGGAGCCAAUCGGAUAGUAUUAGAAGAUUCAAACAUACUACAACCUAUAGGUCUGACUGUGUUUGAAAAUUGGCUCUACUGGAUUGAUAGGCAUCAACAGAUGAUUGAAAAAAUUGACAUGACUCGUCAAGAAGGACGAACGAAAGUUCAGGCUCGUAUUGCUCAACUCAGUGAUAUUCAUGCAGUUAAAGAACUCAACAUACAGGAAUAUAGACAGCACCCUUGUUCCCAAGAUAAUGGAGGUUGUUCACAUAUUUGUAUUGUGAAAGGUGAUGGAACCACACGUUGUUCCUGCCCCAUGCACCUAGUCCUGCUUCAGGAUGAACUUUCUUGUGGAGAACCGCCAACAUGUUCCCCGCAGCAUUUCACGUGUUUCACAGGGGAGAUUGACUGCAUUCCUGUAGCUUGGCGCUGCGAUGGGUUCACUGAAUGUGAAGAUGCCAGUGAUGAGAAAAACUGCCCUGUGUGCUCAGAGUCCCAGUUCCAGUGUGACAGUGGGCAGUGCAUUGACAGUGUCCUUCAGUGCAAUGGAGAACCAAAUUGCCAGGAUAGCUCAGAUGAAAAGAAAUGCGAAGUGCUUUGCUUAACAGAUCAGUUCCGAUGUUCCAGUGGGCAGUGCAUUGGGAAGAACAAGAAAUGUGACCAGAAUUUGGAUUGUAGUGACAACUCUGAUGAACAAGGAUGCUACACAACUGAAGAACCUGCACCUCAAGCCACCAGUACUAUAGGUUCCGUUGUUGGUGUGAUUCUAACCCUUUUUAUCAUUACUGUUAUGUACUUCAUUUGUCAGAGGGUAUUGUGUCCACGCAUGAAAGGGGAAGGCGAAACAAUGACCAAUGACUAUGUGGUGCAUGGACCAGCAUCUGUACCUCUAGGCUAUGUGCCUCAUCCCAACUCUCUCUCUGGAUCUCUUCCUGGAAUGACUCGUGGCAAAUCUGUGAUCAGUUCACUCAGUAUUAUGGGUGGAAGUAGUGGACCUCCGUAUGACAGGGCUCAUGUUACUGGGGCAUCGUCCAGUAGUUCUUCAAGCACCAAGGGUACUUACUUCCCUCCAAUUUUAAAUCCUCCUCCGUCACCAGCUACUGAACGUUCACAUUAUACUGUGGAGUUUGGUUAUUCUUCAAACAGUCCUUCAACUCAUCGAUCAUACAGUUACAGGCCAUACAGCUACCGGCAUUUUGCUCCUCCCACCACGCCAUGCAGCACAGAUAUUUGCGACAGUGACUAUGCACCCAGCCGGAGAAUAAUGACAACAGUGGGCAAGGGUUACACUAGUGAUUUGAACUAUGAUUCUGAGCCUGUGCCUCCACCACCAACACCACGCAGCCAGUACUUAUCAGCAGAGGAGAACUAUGAGAGCUGUCCACCAUCUCCAUAUACAGAACGGAGCUAUUCACAUCACCUGUACCCACCACCCCCUUCUCCCUGUACGGACUCCUCAUGAGAAUUUCCCUCCCUCCUUUGACUGCCUCCAGCCUACCAGUGUAAAUAAUAAUUUCCUCUAGCAAGAGGGGGGAGGACAUGAGAGGCACGGUAUAGUAUGUACAGUUAAAAUUUAUUACAUAGGGUGGGGAUACUGGGAGUGUAUAGAAGGGCAGUGAUAAACAAGGCUAUUUAUAUAUUUUCCUAAAAACAGAGUUUGCUGCUUUGUGCCAUAAGAAAUUUUUAAAAUUUGUAUACAAAGUUUUUUUUUAUUAUUUUUCCAAAUGAAACACAAGAAGAUGCCUUAAAUCAGUGAAGUGACUGAGCACAUAAGGAAAUGGAAGGACCAGGGUGCGUAGCUAUUCAAUGAGCCAAAUACCAAAAAAGAAGAAAGCUUUUUAGCAAGAAAAAAAUGAAAGGAAACUACCAUGAAGCAGCAUCCAUAAGGAGGUGCAAGGAGCUGAAUAACUGCUUGCGCUUUUAACUCCUGAUGGAUCAGCAGUGCAAAGAAAACUUGAAGAAAACUGUAAGAACAGAAAAUUAAUGGUACACAAAGGGCUUUAUUUUCUACAAGAACACAGCUAUCACAGCAGUGACAACACUGAUGUUUUUACAAAGUUCUGAAAAUAACACCUUGUGGCAUGUGGAAGGGUAACUUGGGGGGGGGGCGUAUUGUUGCAGUUUUUGUUUCUAUUUUGGCAUUAAGAUUUUAUGGCUUCCAGCCUACUUUCAUCAGAUGCAUGUGAUAAAAUGGGCUGGAACCCAAAAUAAAUUAAUGCCUAAUAAAACUUGUUAGUCUUCCACAUGCUAUAAGACUCAUGGUUGUUUUUGCUCCCAUAGAUUAAUAAGCUCCCCCACUCCCAAAGUUCUGAAAAUGGCACCUUUGUUUAGUUCAGAUCAUCUGAUAUAGCCUAGUUGUACCAUUUUGCAGUCUUUUGUCCCUUUCUGGAAACACUACCUUCUUGUUGGAUGUGCAUUUGUAGCCCUUCACUGAAUGUUUCCCCAUGUUGAAAUAGGAAAAAGGCCUAGAAUGUGAUUGUAUAUUCCUGCCCUUUUCUCUCCCUGUUCUGUUUUAUAGAGUAAGGGAGAUCCUGCAUUCAGAUACAUGAUGGGGCUUCUGGUGUCUUUGUUACCUCUGUUUGCAGUGUGAGAGAAACUUGAGCUCUGGUCUCUGUCUUACUUCAGUUACAGUCCUGUGGAACAAAAUAAUGAAGACACUUUUGUAUACAUGUGUCUGUGUGCACACAUGAAAAUGUGUGAAAGAGUGGAGUCUUUUCUUCUUUUCAGUACAGUGGGAUUGUGCUGUCCUACCAGAUCAGUUCUGAUUCCAGGGUAAUGACAAGGGUAAUUAUACCUGAGGAAGUUUCUUCCCUGUUCUUCAAAAUAUUUUGGUGCCCCCAAAGUUUUCAUAUUUUUAUACCACACAAUAAAUAAUAAUUAUGAAAAUAAUUUAAUUUUGAAGUGAUAGUUUAAUGUAAAUGAAAUCUUAUAUUCUUGCAGUACUUUCAGUGUAUAGUAAAUAUCACAGUAUAAAUUCAUAUAUUUAAAAAAUACUAUUUUGUCUUUAUUACAAAGCUUUUACAAUUAUUUUCAGUCAUGAUAGACUCUGAACCCCCAGAUAGUUGGUUGGUGCAGCAUUGAUGCUAAAUAAGCUGAUCCUUGCAGUGAGAUUUCAAGAUGCUGCUUCCUGUUUUAUGUCAAAAAUUCAGUUCUCAAGUCCAAAUUGCUGUGAAUGUCAGUUUUUAGAGUUAAUCUUUGCCAAAGCAUUUUGCUAGCAUUAUAUAUUUGUCUGUGCCCCUUCACUGAUUGGGGGAGGCAGCCUUUCAUUUUCUAGUAACUUUUACACAGUACCAGAAAAUCAACACAUGAAUUGCUUUAAAUGUUUAGUUCUCUGGAAGUUGCAGUGUUGCUGCUGCUGCUGUUGCUGCCUGUUUGGGCAGUGAGUAUCUGAAUUAAGUAUUAAGCUUCAAAUUUUGGGAUUCACAGCUGUGUUCUUGGAAAAUGUCACAGAGUGUCUUCCUUCUCAAAUGCUGGAGUUAAGUGGAGUAGAAAUCAUUGGGUAGUACUUUGUUUUGGAGGUUGCACGAGGAGGCAUCCAGUAUAUUCUUGUGCAGCAGCUUUACUCAGUUGUAUAACAGCAGCUGAAUGGUGCUAACCACAGCUCUGCAUGACUGAUCCAAAAGCCCACAGAUCAUCUGAGAGAGGUCCCAAGUGGCAGCCUUUCCCCCUUUUAGAGAGAAGUAUACUGGCACCAGCUACACAAAAGUUUUUGGCCAGUAUCGUUAACCUAAUUUUUCACAGGUAUAAGAAAUUAUACAUAUUGUCUAAGAGCUGGAUUACUCUGAUAUAUGUGUUGUGAUUGCUCAAACAUAACUGUAGUGUUUGCUGAACUAAAUAGGCCAAACAUGAAAUUGAAAUGUAUCCCUUCAGUUGCUUGCCUCACUAUUGUGGCUCUGGUGACACAAAUUGCCCUUUAACAACACUUUGUUUGCUAUGGGAUCACUAAUUUAACUAGAAUAGCCAAAGCAACCACAUUUGCUACAUGACAUGUUAAGCAGCCGUUAUUUAAUUCUUCGUCAGUUUCAGUUUAAAGUGUUUAAGGCUUCCAAACAUUGCUUGCUUCUGAAUAAUUAGUUUUCUGGGUAUUUUUGCAAGCAUGGGCACUAUUUAAUUUCAGCUGCCAGAAGCUAAAUGUUAUUUCUACUCCAUUUUCCCCAGUUCUAAAUUCAUUGAAUUAGAAGUAAAAUUCAUUGACUUUAUAUAACUUAAAUUCCAAAGACAUUUGCAUCAGGAUUGCAGCCCCGAGUUUAAAAUUGUUCUCAGGCUUCAGUUCUGCCUUAUACUGCCUUAUAAAGGUUCUGCUAAAACAAAAUUGGGUUAGCAGGUGCUCCAUUUCAAAUUCUUCCAUUUUUGUCAGCGUUUGUUUGGCUCUUCUAUACAGGAAAGGCAUGUGUGAAGUCUCCUGAAAAAUGGAUAUCAUAUUGUAAACAAAAAGAAAAUUCCCUGCAGUGCCCACUAUGUUGAGAAUAUUGGGGGCUCAGCAGGGGCUGGAGUGAUGUGAAACAAUUUGGUGAUGUUUACAUCUUUAAAUGUACACCAUUCUGACAGAGAAUUAGUAUGUAUAAAUGUGGAUUCAGAGUAUUAGUUUGUCUCAGUCUGUUUGUAUUGUAUUACCAACAGUCUUCUUGCAAGGUGUGUGUCUGUGCCAAUUUCUGUUACAAGGUGGUUGAGCUUAUGCUGUGGUAUCUUCUUUCUAUGGUAGAAACAAGGUUCCUUGCCUCCCCUGUAGAUUCAUUUAGAAUGGAUGGGAAUCACAUGGUCUUUCAGAUAUUAUUUGAACUGUAAAUCCCAGCAGAUUUAGUCAUCAUAGCCAAUAAUGAGAAAUGCUGAAGAUUGCAGUUGGAAACCCUCGAAAAGGGUGCAUGAUUUUCCCUCAGUUUAGAAGAGUGAGGUUAGUGGUUUUGUAUGAUAGAUAGCUUUCAUAUUUCAGUGAGAUACAAAAAGCGUACUUCAGAAAGAAGGCUGCUAACUUUGCCUUAUACUAAACACUACUUUGACUCAACACUAAUCACCUUGAAACAGGUUAAUCACAUACUGAAACAAAUGAGUCCCAAGGUUAAAUUGAUGUUGAAGAGGAAUAGGUGUGCUCAGCAUCCUCUGAAACAAAUAAUGUAAUGAAACCUUUUGUCAUAGGCUCUGUAAGUUUGGCCUUUCCUCUCUGUUCCUUUCCCUGUUAUAACUCAUGUGUUACUAGUAGUAACAGAACUCUCUGCCAACACCAGGAGGCACAAAGAAGGCUUAUCUAGAAGGAAAUGUAGGCAGAUCAUACAAGGAGUGAGUGUGCAACAGCCUCCUCCUUAGACCAAAAAGAAAAUCAGACACACAUUAAAUGAUGCUAAAGAAAAGGGUACUUUCUCUUGGGAGAGUACUUACUUCUGAGCUUUCCACAAAUUCUAUUAUCCACAGUUUUCUUGUGCCAGUCUAAUUGUAGGAGAAUGAUUGUGUGAACUACUUUGCUUAGAUGGGUCGUAGAUGUAGAGCACCCAUGACACUACAGAGCCUUUACCAGGAGCAAGGUUUAGAAAGAUUAAUGCUUGAUUUUACAAUUACAGAAAUAUACCCGGAUUCCUUUCAUGAAAGCUUAAUUUGAUACAUUUUAAACAGGUUCUGUUAACACAAGCAACAGAUAGUUUGCUGUUUUUUCACUUUUUAAAAAGCAGUUUUAUACUGAACACUGCUUUCUGUUUGAGAAUCUAUUUUUUGGAAGUUUUAUUUUACAAACACUCCAUUUGCUUUAAAAUCUGUAGGGAUACAUAGGCGGGUUACAGACCGCCAUAAAGUACGUGCUCUGCGCGUACUAGGGUUAGGAAGGGCCGUAUUAGGGUUAGGAAGGGUCUUACCUUCCUCACGGCCCUUCUUCCUAGUACGCACAGAGCGCGUCCUUAAUGGCAGUGCCCAUCCACAUGGGCGCCGCCAUUUUGACGUCUUGGACGCAUAGCGUCCAGACGUGUCGCGGCAGAAGUGAUGCCAUGAGGGCGCGCUUCACCCCUCGCAGUGCCACUUCCGUGUUUUGAAAAGGAGCUCCAUUUCAGCGCUCCUUUUUCGCUGUGCUGGGAAGCCUCGCGGUCUGGCCGCUGGGGCUUCCCUCCGCAGCGAAAGUCAUUUCCGACUUACGGCAAACCUAAGGCAUGUCUAUCAGUUUUUGGGGCAAGAUUUGUUGGGCGGGUGCCAGUGCCUCUUGAGGCUGAGUGAGUGUGACUUGCCUAAAGUCACCCAGUGGGCUUCCAUGGCUGAGCAGAGAUUCAAACCCUGAUCUCCAGAGUCAAGCCACUACACCAUGGUAACUGUUUGUAGCUGGAUUAUUCCUAUAUGUACGCUCCCUUAAAGUCCAAUUCUAAUGUAUGUCAGAUAGUGAAAGCAUUUAUUAGCAGAAAUUAUGAAUUUUAAUUAAACCACACCUACCUGUGGUGCCAGCAACUAACAGUUAUAAAUCCAAAAUCAGUGUGUGAGUAUACCUACUCUAAAAUUAGUUUGGUUCUGCUGCUAACUUUUAGUAUUUCAACCUUAAGUACCAUUUUUGUUUUGAAAAUACUUAUGACCAAGCACUGUCAGUGAAAAAUAAAGGAAAAUAAAUAAAUUGUAGGUAACUUCAUAAAGAGGAUACUAUCUGUCAUAAGCUGAACAUGCCUUGUUUGCAAGUGAAGGAUCUGGUGCUGCUUUAAACUUCUAAAUGUUUUUAAGUUUUAUAAUUUUAAUCUUGUUACUGUCUUUUUUAAAAUCCAGCUAGUUUCUCAUAGAUCUCCACACAAUGGUGCUUUGCAAGGAUGUAUUAUAAUGACCAACAUUUGGUCAGCCCUAUUCAUUCAAUCACUAACACUUUUUAUAUUGUAAAAUAAAAACACUUUAUUUGCAAGUUGUAUAUAACCCUUGUACAAAAUUCCCUAUUCCUUUUCCAAUUAUUACUAUACAUGAAGUUGUAACAAAUAAAAUGUUGAUUUUUUUUAUAAUAAACAUGAGGAGAAAAUCUA
Messenger RNA from Sceloporus undulatus (fence lizard), 10624 nucleotides. It is a transcript of the gene LRP6, whose product is annotated as LDL receptor related protein 6. NCBI's taxonomy places the organism in Eukaryota, Metazoa, Chordata, Lepidosauria, Squamata, Phrynosomatidae. The record is from RefSeq and is a predicted model, not a curated record. Gene Ontology annotation, molecular function: Wnt-protein binding; Wnt receptor activity. Gene Ontology annotation, biological process: Wnt signaling pathway involved in somitogenesis; chemical synaptic transmission; receptor-mediated endocytosis involved in cholesterol transport.